This is a messenger RNA of Lontra canadensis (Northern American river otter), 2442 nucleotides long. RefSeq names its product synaptotagmin like 5 (gene SYTL5). Gene Ontology annotation, molecular function: phospholipid binding; small GTPase binding; neurexin family protein binding. The record is from RefSeq and is a predicted model, not a curated record. Gene Ontology annotation, biological process: exocytosis; intracellular protein transport. Gene Ontology annotation, cellular component: plasma membrane; exocytic vesicle. The transcript has 17 exons. NCBI's taxonomy places the organism in Eukaryota, Metazoa, Chordata, Mammalia, Carnivora, Mustelidae. The coding region runs from base 29 to 2296 and encodes 755 amino acids.
UGCUAUUCAGAGCUGCUGUUGGAAUACCAUGUCUAAGAACUCGGAGUUUAUCAAUCUGUCAUUUCUGUUAGACCAUGAGAAGGAAAUGAUCCUGGGAGUCUUAAAGAGAGAUGAAUACUUGAAAAAAGUGGAGGACAAGAGAAUAAGGAAGCUGAAAAAUGAACUCUUAGAAGCAAAACGUAGAAGUGGGAAGACUCAGCAACAAACCAGCAGAGUCUGUGUUCACUGCCAGAGAAACCUGGGCUUAAUAUUUGACCGAGGAGAUCCAUGCCAGGCCUGCUCCCUGAGAGUGUGCAGCGAGUGUCGGGUCUCAGGCCUCGAUGGCAGCUGGAAGUGCACUGUCUGUGCCAAAGUCGCACAGCUAAGGAUUAUAACUGGUGAAUGGUUUUUUGAAGAAAAGGCAAAGCGGUUCAAGCAAGUCAACGUUCUGGGCACUGAUAUAGUCCGACAGUCCAUCUUAAGAAGAAGUCCAGGAACUGAAGAAACACAAAGUCAAGAGCAAUCCCGCCAGGACCGAGAAAAGGCAGAUACUUCACCUUCUUCCGGGCAAAAGGCCAGUCGUGAUGGACCCAGGAAAAAAGGAUUUCUUCUGAGCAAGUUCAGAUCAGCAACCAGGGGAGAGAUCAUGACUCCAAAAACGGAAAGUGGGCGGAGCUACAGCUUGGACCUAGACAGCCAGAACUUUCGGAGUUUAAAGUCAGUCCCUGGUUCAGACAGGGGAAGCAUGGGUUCAUCCGAUCUUAAUGACCAGGAAGCUGGCCCCUCAACCCCGAAAAGCAGCCGGAGCAGUGGUGUGACCUCCAUCACUCAGAGGUCACCAGCCCCAAGCACACACAAUGUGGCCUCAGUCAGCAUUAGAAAGCGACAUGGUUUUGAAAGUUCCAUGGAUUUGGCUGCCAUCGAAAGCACGUAUGAGGACCUCACAAAGAGUCAUCGCAGAAAUGUUUCUGGUACACCUUCCAUAGCGGUGUCUGAGAUCUCCCUUUCCUCAGACCGGAGUCGAUCUGAGUUAGAUCUGAGUGGGUCAUUUCCAGAAGACUUAGAGAAUACUGUAAGCAUAAGAAGCAAGUCCGUCCCUGGGGCUUUAGACAAAGACUUGGACUCCUUGGAAGAGACUGAGCAAGGUGCUCAUGGUUUAGUGUCCUCCCGGUUUUCUGCCAACACCCACAGUCUAGCAAGUGGCCUGUCUACCAAUUUUCAACCAGGCUGUGACAGGAAGUGGACCUACCUAAGUGUCCCUGAUGCUGACUCAGACACUACCAGCCUUAACAGCAUGAUGAGUGUUUACAGUGAAACAGGAGACUAUGGCAACGUGAAGGUCAGUGGUGAAAUCCUUCUCCACAUCAGCUACUGCUACAAAACUGGCGGGCUCUGCAUUUUUGUCAAGAAUUGCAGAAAUCUGGCCAUAGGAGAUGAAAAGAAACAGAGAACAGAUGCCUAUGUCAAGUCGUACCUUCUUCCUGACAAAUCCAGAAACAAUAAGCGCAAGACCAAGAUCAGAACAGGCACCAAUCCAGAAUUCAAUGAGACACUAAAGUACACCAUCAGCCACACCCAGCUGGAGACGAGAACUCUGCAGCUCUCGGUCUGGCAUCAUGAUCGAUUCGGACGUAACAGCUUCCUCGGGGAGGUGGAGAUUCCUUUUGACUCAUGGAACUUUGAAAAUCCAAGUGAUGAGUGGUUUGUGCUUCAGCCCAAGGUGGAAUUCGCUGCAGACAUAGGCCUUCACUAUAAAGGAGAGCUAACAGUUGUUUUACGUUACAUCCCCCCAGAGGAGAACCUGAUGAUUCCUCUAGAACAAGUUCAAGGAAAGAAGACCUUCAAAAGGGGAAAGAAGAAGGAGUCACCCGUAAUCUUUGGAGGAAUACUGGAAGUGUUCAUCAAAGAGGCAAAGAAUUUGACAGCGGUGAAGUCAGGAGGCACUUCUGAUAGCUUUGUGAAGGGCUACCUGCUCCCAGAUGACAGCAAAGCUACCAAGCACAAAACUCUGGUGGUAAAGAAGAGUGUUAACCCUCAGUGGAAUCAUACUUUCAUGUUCAGUGGCCUGAACCCCCAGGAUAUAAAGAAUGUUUGCCUAGAACUUACUGUCUGGGACAAGGAGGCGUUUUCCAGCAACAUCUUUCUGGGAGGAGUUCGUUUGAAUUCUGGAACCGGUGUGAGCCAUGGGAAGAGUGUGGAUUGGAUGGACUCUCAAGGGGAAGAGCAACGCCUGUGGCAGAAGAUGGCGGACAAUCCUGGGACUCCCGUCGAGGGUGUGCUCAUGCUCCGGUCCAGCAUGGGGAAGUGUAGGCUCUGAAGGUACCAGUCUCCAAAGUGAGACCUCCAGGCACUGUCUGUCUGCUGUUUGAUCCCAGUAUUGGUCUUGCGACCUGGGAUUCUGCUUCCCUGCCAUUUUUCACCUGAGGGUAUUGGGACAUGUGAGUAGGGAUGUCCACGUUAUGA